AUGACAAUCCCAACCUUCAUCGAAACCACCCCAGAAACCGUCCCAACUGCCGCCGCACGCGUCCGCGAAACGUUCCGGGCGCACAAAACCCGCCCCGUCGAAUGGCGGAUCAAGCAGCUCCGCAAGCUCUACUGGGCCAUCGACAAGCAUGAAGCCGAUCUACGGCUCGCCCUCGAGCGAGACAUCGGCAAAGGCCAGUUCGACGCCAUGCUGGGCGAGAUCAACUGGGUCAAGAACGACAUCGUCUACGUUACCACCCACCUCAAGUCCUGGAUGAAGGACGAGAAACCCACGGACAUUGACUUCGCCAACCGCCUCGUCAGCCCCCGGAUCCGCAAGGACCCCUAUGGUGCCGUGCUGGUCAUCGGGCCCUUCAACUUCCCGCUCCAGCUCUGCUUAUGCCCAUGCAUAGGCGCGAUUGCUGGCGGCAACACCAUCGUCCUCAAACCCUCCGAAUCCACCCCCAACUGCAGCGCCAUGAUCCAACUCCUCUUCACCGAAGCCCUCGACCCGGACGCCUUCACCGUAAUCCAAGGCGCCAUCCCGCAAACCCAAGCCCUCCUGGCCGAGAAAUGGGACAAGAUCUUCUUCACCGGCUCCGUCAGCACCGCCAAAAUCGUCGCCAAAGCCGCCGCCGCGCACCUGACGCCCACCGUUUUCGAGCUCGGCGGCAAGAACCCCGCCAUCGUCACCGCCAAUAUCAACGUCCCCAACACAGCCCGCCGCCUCCUCUGGGCCAAGAACAUGAACGCGGGGCAACUCUGCAUGUCGCCCAACCACGUCCUCGUCGAGCGCAAGAUCCUCCCUCAACUGAUCACCGAGCUGAAAUCGGCAUACGCCGAAUUCUACCCUUCCGGCGCAAAAGGCACAGAGGACUGGUGCAAGAUCGUCAAUCUUAAAUCCUUCUCCCGCCUGCAGAAACUCCUGGACGCAACCACUGGCACUAUUCUCCUGGGAGGCGAAACCGACGCCGAGCAGCUAUACGUCGCGCCCACCGUCGUCCUCGUCAAAGACAUGCACGAUGCCCUCCUCGCAGAGGAAACGUUCGGGCCCUUCCUCACUUUACUACCAGCCGAAGCAGAUGCCGUCCUGGCCCAGACUCGCUCGGGGGGAGCGACUAUCAAUGACACGUUAUUUCACGCGAUUAUCCCGACGCUGGAUUUUGGCGGGGUGGGGGAUUCCGGGAUGGGCGCGUAUAGAGGUAGAGCCAGCUUCGACGCGUUUGUGCAUAGACGGAGUAUAGCGAAGACGCCGAACUGGGCGGAGAGGAUAAUGAAGAUGCGGUAUCCGCCAUAUGCGGGGACGAGUAAAUACAAGACCUUCGAUGCGAUGCAAAGGAGGAAUGUGAAUUUUGAUAGGGAGGGCAAUGAUAAAGUUGCGUGGUGGGUGUUGGUCUUGACGCUGGGAGGGAGGAAAGGGGUGCUCAGGUGGAUUGGGUUGGUGUUGGCGACGGUGGGGCUGAAGAGGGGCGGGGAGGGAGGUGAGAGUAAGGUGUAG
Molecule: messenger RNA, 1497 nt
Organism: Cyphellophora attinorum
Lineage: Eukaryota; Fungi; Ascomycota; Eurotiomycetes; Chaetothyriales; Cyphellophoraceae
Product: Beta-apo-4'-carotenal oxygenase
Exons: 2
Coding region: 1-1497 (498 amino acids)
Biological process (GO): aldehyde metabolic process
Cellular component (GO): cytoplasm
Molecular function (GO): aldehyde dehydrogenase (NAD+) activity
Source: RefSeq, a predicted model, not a curated record